AUGGUGCUGAAAUAUUUCCAUCGUCUAAUCGAUGAGGUUGGCCUCAUUACUCUCUACAAAUCGUCCCUCGAUACCAAGCUCCUAUGUCUUCAGCGCUUUAUUCGGAUGUUCGCAUAUGCUACCGCGACUCUAAUUCUCGUGGAAUUCCUCUCUACACUUGACAUCUCCAAGACGAAAAUAGGGCUUUUUAUGACCUUGACAUUGAUCGGCGAUACAUUGAUUAGCUUCGUUCUUACACUAUUCGCAGAUGCACUGGGGAGGAAGUCCAUCUUGGCGGUGGGGUCAGGGCUAAUGAUGGGGAGCGGCAUUGUUUUUGCGCUUUGUGAGAACUACUGGGUCCUGCUUGCUGCUGCGGUUUUGGGGGUUAUAAGUCCCAGUGGAAAUGAAAUAGGCCCAUUUCGAGCAAUUGAAGAGUCAACUCUCGCACAACUUACUGCCGCAUCCAAUCGAAGCGACAUAUAUGCAUGGUAUUCUUUGAUUGGAACAGCCGGGCAGGCGUGCGGAUUUAUUGCUUCUGGUUGGGUCAUUAAUUAUCUUCGGAAUGAGCUGGCCUGGACGAAUAUCUUUAUAUAUCGAGCUGUAUUUUGGAGCUAUACCGUAUUUGGAUUCGUCAAGUUCCUACUCUCGGUGGCACUUAGCCAAGCUGUCGAGGCUGAGAAGAAAGAUGGGCCUAUUAAUGAUCCGGAAACUGCCCCAUUGCUUGGUGACGGAGUGGACGAGGCGGUAACUAAAAAGAAAGGCUAUUUUGCAUCGAAGUUGCCCAACAUAAGCCAGGAGAGCAAAUUUCUCGUGUUAAACCUAUGUCUUAUUUUUGGCCUUGAUUCCUUUGCAUCCGGCCUCGUACCUCUCUCAUGGGUGACUUACUUUUUCCACGAAAAAUUCGGCAUCGAAGAAGGGCAACUAGGCUCUCUCUUUUCCAUCACUAGUAUCAUAUCAGCUGGCUCUAUGCUAGUCGCGUCGUCCUUAGCCAAACGCUUUGGAAACGUCAAGACAAUGGCAUUCACACAUCUCCCCUCGUCUAUUUUUCUCUCCUUGAUCCCCUUUCCUUCUACUCUCCCAUUAGCAAUAACCUUUCUUAUCCUCCGACACUCCACCUCCAGUAUGGAUGUAGCACCACGUUCUGCCUUUCUCGCAGCGGUAGUCCAUCCACACGAACGUACUGCAGUCAUGGGUCUUUUAAAUGUAGUGAAGACUUUUGCCCAAAGUCUUAGCCCCGUCAUCACGGGUGUGUUGGCUGGAAGGAACCUCUUCUGGGUUGUAUUUGUUUGCGCAGGGGCGCUCAAAGCGACUUAUGAUUUAUCAUUGCUGGCAUUUUUUGGAAAGCACAAGACUCAUGAAGAUUUAGCAGAGGAGGAGAGAAGAGCGCUAGAAGUAGAAGCAAGAGCAGCAGCAGAGAGAAAUUCAGAGGCCGAGUCAUAG
Sclerotinia sclerotiorum 1980 UF-70 is the source of this 1419-nucleotide messenger RNA. RefSeq lists its product as hypothetical. The transcript is spliced from 4 exons. Gene Ontology annotation, cellular component: fungal-type vacuole membrane. The record is from RefSeq and is a predicted model, not a curated record. Lineage: Eukaryota; Fungi; Ascomycota; Leotiomycetes; Helotiales; Sclerotiniaceae. Gene Ontology annotation, molecular function: transmembrane transporter activity. The coding region runs from base 1 to 1419 and encodes 472 amino acids. Gene Ontology annotation, biological process: transmembrane transport.